Molecule: messenger RNA, 2154 nt
Organism: Penicillium longicatenatum
Lineage: Eukaryota; Fungi; Ascomycota; Eurotiomycetes; Eurotiales; Aspergillaceae
Product: oligopeptidase family protein
Exons: 2
Coding region: 1-2154 (717 amino acids)
Biological process (GO): proteolysis
Molecular function (GO): serine-type endopeptidase activity
Source: RefSeq, a predicted model, not a curated record
AUGGCUAUCCGCUCCAUGAAAUUCACACCCGAGGUCCUCCUUGGCGCGCCGAGGCGAUCCUCGGCUGUUCCUAACGCGGCCGGCACCCUCGCCGUCUACACCCAGACAUCUUACUCCUUCGAGUCACAUUCCAAGACCAACGAGAUCCGAGUCAUUGAAAUUCAAAGUGGUCGAUCUGCCCUCAUUACAAAUGACCCCGGCGCCAGCAAUCCCCAGUGGCUGGGUACUGAUGAUCAGCUGGUUUGGCUGAAGACUAAGACCAACGGCAAUACUAGCUUCAUUGUCGGCGAUGUGCGUGAAGCUGAUAAGACAUACACUGCGGGUACUGUUCCGGGUCCGGUCUCAGAUCUGAAGGUCACCGUCAUUGAGCCCGGCAAGAUCGGCUUUGCUGUUAGCGGCAAGGCCAACCAGGACGGUUCCCUGUAUAACCCCCACGAUGCAAAGAAAUCCUACACAACGGGUCGCCUUUAUACUUCUCUUUUCGUUCGACAUUGGGAUUCCUAUGUUGAGCCCCAGAAGAAUUCGAUUUUCUAUGGAAUCCUGGAGCAAACUCCCUUGUCGCCUGCCCGUAGACUGGCAGGGAAAUACUCGGUGUCUGGUCUCACGAACCUAAUCUCAGUGUCUGGACUGACAGGCGUUGAGUCUCCGAUCCCACCAUUCGGGGGUACCAGUGACUUUGAUAUCAGCCCAUCUGCCAUUGUUUUCAUUGCCAAAGACCCCGGUCUUAACCCAGCAACACACACCGCCUGUUCCUGCUACUAUGCGCCCAUGUUUUCCUGGACUAGCAUGAGCAUUCCUGAUAUCAAGACUUGCAAAGUAACUGGUUUGCGAGGAGCAAUGUCCUCGCCCGUUCUGUCCUCCGACGGGAGUUCCAUUGCUUUGCUGGCCAUGCAACAAGAUGGGUACGAAUCUGACAAGAAUCGAAUUUUGUACGUUCCUAACCCAUGGAAUGGCGAAAUGAUCGAAGUGUUCGAGUCCGGUGAUGGCAAGGGGCUUUGGGACCUGAGUCCCUCUGCUAUCUCGUUUGCCCAUGAUGACAAAUCGCUGCUCAUCCAGGCUGAGGAAAUUGGACGUGGAGUCCUCUAUCAACUUCCUUUGCAGAACAUCCGGCAGGCCAAGCCUGAUUCUUUACAGAGACUCACCCGGUCUGGAUACGUGAAUGAUGUGGUUCCUGCGGCUGCGGGUUCCUCCAGCCUAUUCAUCUCUAGCAACAGCCUGGUGGACAACAGCGUAUGGUCUAUCAUCGACCCGGCAAGCCCUGACGUAGUUCAAGUCGUAUCGUCGAGUGGCCGAGGAGGGUCUGCCUUUGGCCUUUCGCCAACCCAGGUAGAUGAGAUUUGGUUCCAAGGAGCGGAGAAUCACCCAGUUCAUGCUUGGGUUGUGAAGCCGUCUGAUUUCAAGCCGGGUGAGAAGUACCCUUUAGCCUAUCUUAUCCACGGUGGCCCCCAGGGAGCAUGGAAUGACCAAUGGAGUACCCGCUGGAAUCCUGCCGUCUUCGCGGAGCAAGGGUAUGUUGUUAUUACACCCAAUCCAACGGGUAGCACUGGAUACGGUCAGCCGUUUACAGAUGGGAUCACUGGCCAAUGGGGAGGCCGACCUUAUGAAGAUCUGGUCAAGGGCUUCGAAUACAUCGAACAGAACCUCACAUAUGUUGACACUACUCGAGCUGUUGCCCUGGGUGCCUCAUAUGGUGGAUACAUGAUGAACUGGAUACAAGGCCAUCCUCUUGGGCGCAAGUUCAAAGCACUGGUCACUCAUGAUGGUGUUUUCAGCAUGACAUCCCAACUGGCUAGCGAAGAGCAAUAUUUCCCUCUACAUGACCUUCAGGGACCGAUCUGGAAACGGCCCGAGAAUUGGGCCAAGUGGGAUCCAUCGCGCUUCACCGCGAACUGGCAAACACCACACCUUAUUAUUCACAACGAGCUUGAUUACCGACUGACGAUCGCUGAAGGCCUGGCUGCAUUCAACGUGUUGCAGAUGCGCGGUAUCGAAAGUGCCUUCUUGACCUUCCCUGAUGAGAAUCAUUGGGUCCUGAAUCCUGAAAAUUCUCUCAUGUGGCACAAAACUGUGUUGAACUGGAUCAACAAGCACGCUGGUUUGCCUGCAGUUUCAGAUGAACCAGAUCUGUCAGCCAUGAACACUCUGGCUCUCUAA